AUGAACGGCUCCACUAUCACCACCGAGCACCGAGAAGAAAAGCGACAUUUUCGUGAGAGAUCACAUACUAUAACUCGGCAUACGAUUCCAUCGGCAGGUCAUGCAGAGCCACCAGACAACGUCGAAGAAGGCGAUUCUGCCAAACACUUUGCUGACACAACAGAUGAUCUCGCAACAAUAAACGACCAAAUUCAAGGCCUCAUGGUGCCUAGCGAGGAGGUCUUGGAAGACGAAGACGACUACAGUGAUGAUGAAAGUGCUGUACCAACCACUGGCCAAGCUAGCCCAAAGAGCCUUUUAUCCACAACAUCUUCGAUGGUAUCGUAUGUCUCAAGUGCAUCAGCGUACGAUAUCCUCCUGUCACGACUUGGCAAUAGUCAAGUGGAUCCAUUCGCCAGGCCCGAGACAAUGGAUCAGAGAAUCGAUGAUGAUGAAGACAACCAUCAUUCACCUCGAGUUUCGCAUGAAGUAAAGGAGGAUGUCAAAGAUGACGAAGAUGCUGAUUGGGAAUUCUGGGCAAAGGUCAUAUCCGAUUUCAAGUCCGUCACCGCCAAAGAGCUGUCAUCCUGCAUUCGACGAGGAAUCCCUAGUUCGCUUCGAGGAACCAUUUGGCAAUUGCUUGCAAAAUCAAAGGAUGGCAAAUUGGAGCAAACAUACAUGCAGCUGCUGAAACAGGAGUCCGUGUAUGAAAAGGCGAUUACCCGAGACUUGUCACGUAUCCUUCCGCAUAAUCAAUUUGUUCAGUCAACGAGUGGAAAAGACUCCUUAUUCAAUGUGGCCAAGGCGUAUUCAUUGUACGAUCAAGCUGUCGGCUAUUGUCAAGACAUUCUUUGUAUUAUUGGACCACUGCUGUUGAAUAUGCCUGAAGAAGAGACCUUUUGCGUGUUGGUACAAAUAAUGCAUCGAUAUGGUCUUCGGGACUAUUUCCUUCCACAAUCCAACUUCCUCUCACAGAGGCUCUACCAAUUUUCGGUUCUUGUUAGCGAGAAUUUACCACACAUCAGCCGUCAUUUGGAGUUCCAAGGGAUCCAAGAUAACAUGUACGCAGCACGCUGGUUUACAUCUUUAUUUGCAUGCAAAUUUCCUUUUGAAUUUGUAUUUCGAGUUUACGAUCUUUUCCUAUCCGAAGGCCAAGACGUGUUACUACGCGUUGCGUUGGCAGUGUUGAAUCAGCAUCAGGCUACGAUCCUUGCUCUUGAGCAUGACAACUUAUUACGAUUCCUCAAAAAUGAUCUUGUUGACCUAUCCGAGACAGCUGUGGAUAACAUAAUCCAUUAUACGGCAGAGCUAUGUAUUCCUCCUCGUCGUCUAGAGAGACUUGCCAAACAAUAUCAAGCGGAUGCAGCACGCAGUAGCAGCUCUGAUGCGAAUGCUAUCGAGUCGCUUCGUCGGCAGAACAAGACACUUUCGGAGACAGUUCGAGAAUUGCAACGCAACCUUAAUAGCCUUAAUCGUGAACACGACACUAUUGCCAAGGAGCUUAUCGAAUCAAAAAUGGAAAUUGCCAGAGUCCAUGAUGAAAAUGAUGCACUACGUCAACAAUCAUUUGACUUGAAACGAGCAUUGGAAGCCCUACACGUCGAAGUUGAAUCACGAAUCAAAACAGAAAUGUCAGCAUUGAGUACUAAAAAUGCCGCGUUAAUGGACCGCAACGUUGAACUCGAAGAGCAGCUGGCAUCCAUGGAAAAAACGGUGAUAGACAUGAAACUCCAAUUCUUAGAAAGCGAGAACGAGCGUGAUAGCCUAGAUCGUCGAUUGAAUGACCUGAAGCGUUUGAUGCCCUGA
Lichtheimia ornata is the source of this 1785-nucleotide messenger RNA. RefSeq lists its product as uncharacterized. The coding region runs from base 1 to 1785 and encodes 594 amino acids. The record is from RefSeq and is a predicted model, not a curated record. NCBI's taxonomy places the organism in Eukaryota, Fungi, Mucoromycota, Mucoromycetes, Mucorales, Lichtheimiaceae. The transcript is spliced from 4 exons.